Molecule: messenger RNA, 1699 nt
Organism: Salarias fasciatus (jewelled blenny)
Lineage: Eukaryota; Metazoa; Chordata; Actinopteri; Blenniiformes; Blenniidae
Product: WD repeat-containing protein WRAP73
Exons: 12
Coding region: 24-1367 (447 amino acids)
Biological process (GO): microtubule anchoring at mitotic spindle pole body
Cellular component (GO): microtubule organizing center; MWP complex
Molecular function (GO): protein binding
Source: RefSeq, a predicted model, not a curated record
GUAGGAAUAGUUGAGACUCUAGCAUGGAUUUUUCUGACGUCUUCAAGCAAUCCAACCAGCUUGCUAGAAUUUCCCCAGAUGGAAAGUAUCUGGCGACCUGCGUGCAGUACAGACUGGUGGUGAGAUGUGAGCACCUUGCAGAUCCUGCCCUCUACACCUGCUUGGACAAAUAUCCUGCAUGGAAUGGUCUUCAGAUUCCUCUUUAUCUCUGCGCAAUGUACAAGAGAGGGCUGGUACAGGUGUGGUCUCUGGAACAGCCGGACUGGCACUGUAAGAUUGAUGAGGGCUCAAUAGGACUGGUCUCCUCGCGCUGGAGUCCAGACGGACGUCACAUUCUCAACACCACCGAGUUCCACCUGAGAAUCACGGUCUGGUCUCUGUGCAACAAAGCUGUGUCUUACAUCAAGUAUCCCAAAGCAUGUGAUAAGGGGAUCAGCUUCAGCAGAGACGGGCAGUACUUGGCUCUGGCCGAACGCCGUCAGUGCAAAGACUGCGUUAGUAUAUUCGUGUGUAACAACUGGCAUUUGCUUCGGCACUUUGAGACGGAGACGGAGGACCUGGCAGGCCUGGAGUGGUCCCCCAGCGGCUGUGUGUUGGCAGUGUGGGACAGCUGUCUGGAGUACAAGGUGCUGCUGUAUUCGUUGGAUGGCCGCUUGCUGUCAACGUUCAGCGCGUACGACUGGUCGCUGGGCAUCAAGGCUGUGUGCUGGAGCCCCAGCAGCCAGUUCCUGGCUGUCGGAAGCUACGAUGAAAAAGUCUGCAUCCUGAAUCACAUCACAUGGAAGAAAAUCAUGCAGUUUGAACAUCCUGCUGCCCUCGAUGACUCCAAAGCUACUGUGUACAUGGAGGUGGAAAAAAGGCCAGCCAGGAGCAGUGAGGAAAUGUCGCUACACAACAUCGCCUCCAGCACCGCGCUGUUCAGCACUCAGAGCAACUAUGACAUCUGCCUGCCGCCGGUCCAGAUCCCGGUCGUGGAUCCAGACCCGGACCGAGCAAACCCCGCCAUGGGUGUGUCCGCCUUGGCUUUCAGCGCAGACAGUCGCUACCUCGCCACGAAAAACGACAACAUGGCCACCACCGUCUGGGUGUGGGACAUGCAGAAGUUGAGACUGGAGGCCGUGCUGAGGCACACGUCGGGCGUUCGCUGCUUCCAGUGGAGUCCCCGGAGCGCCCGGCUGGCGCUGUGCACAGGAAACUCCAACCUGUACAUGUGGUCGCCGGGAGGCUGCAUCGUUGUCCAGGUCCCGUCUGAAGGUCAGUUCCAGGUCCUGUCGUUGAGCUGGCACCCCGCCGGAGACCGUCUGGUCCUGCUUGGAAAGGAGCAGCUGUGUUUGUGCUACCUGGACACUAAUAAGCAGGACAGCUGAAAGACUUCUCAGACUUGAUGAAGCGCCGGCUCAUUUGACCUGACCUACCUGAGGAAAGGUGACGAUUUACAGACCAAUAGAAACACUCCUGAAAGCUUUCACAUGAACUGGAGCUGCUCUAAAUGCUUUUAAGGACCUCAGUUGAGAUUUUCUCAUCAAGAAAGCCUCAAAUCUUUGUGUCUCUUAGUAUUUUUCUAAAUGUUUUUCCAUUAAAAUUUUCUACUGAAGAACCAAACACUGUGAGCUAGUAAAUGUUUACAUAAUUUUAUAGAUUUUCUGUGUAUUUCCAUGAAAAAGUGGAAUUGUUUUGUAAUAAAUUAUGAUCCUUUGAA